GUUUGCCUUGUUAUUGACAGCAAAGGCUUACUGCGUCUACUUUUUCCAUGAAGCUAUAAUCUCAGGUUAAUAAAUUUGCUGCCUGUGUCACAAUGAGCAGGAUCACCUCUUUAUUGCGGAGGACUUUCGGAAUAGUGAAAGAGCACGUUGGGACCGACCAUUUUGGAAAUAAAUACUACUUUAUACCAGAACAGAAGACCUGGACGGGGCGGACCGUUCGGGCCAAGAGGCUGGUGGAGGCGGCCAAUCCCACAGAGUUUGAGUAUCUGGAAGGAAGUAUACCCUCAGAGUGGGAUGCAUGGAUUCGAGGCAGAAGAAAGGUGCCCCCUUCAGUUGAGGAGCUUCUGAAGAACGAGCAGUACAGGGAGCAGAUCAAGCACAAGGCCCAGGAGGUAGAGCAGAGGGACCUGGCCCUGCAGGCCAAGGAGUACGAGGAGGGGCUGGUGGCACGGCCCGCCCAGACGAUCGUCAAAGGACACGCCGCCACCACCCAGUUCGGCCAGACCGAGACGAGCGAGGACCCCGUCAGCACCGCCAGCACCUUUGUACCGGGGUCCUGGAUGCCCCCAGCGAAGGACACCCCCAAAACAUAAGACCUGGCAAUAGCAGCCCUGUAAAUACUGUAAUCACGGGCAAUAUGGAUCAACGAUGAUGAAGUGUGUGUGGCAGGCAGGGCCAAUGCUGUUCUGCAUUGUCAAGGUUCUUUGAAAAGAGCAGCCAGUUUUGUGUAAAUUGUUUGAAUUUUCAGCUAAUCCAACGGGAUCAGGAACAUGGAUAGUGAAUUUACAUGUGAACCCCUGCAGUUGCGUACUGAAUUCAAGCGUAAGAGUAUUAUAUUAUUGCAAUGCCUCCUUUUAUUUUAUUUUA
Molecule: messenger RNA, 867 nt
Organism: Megalops cyprinoides (Indo-Pacific tarpon)
Lineage: Eukaryota; Metazoa; Chordata; Actinopteri; Elopiformes; Megalopidae
Gene: ndufaf2
Product: NADH:ubiquinone oxidoreductase complex assembly factor 2
Exons: 4
Coding region: 93-593 (166 amino acids)
Biological process (GO): mitochondrial respiratory chain complex I assembly
Cellular component (GO): membrane
Source: RefSeq, a predicted model, not a curated record